Diabrotica virgifera virgifera (western corn rootworm) is the source of this 1544-nucleotide messenger RNA. RefSeq names its product plasmanylethanolamine desaturase (gene Kua). Gene Ontology annotation, molecular function: oxidoreductase activity. Bases 450 to 1391 code for a protein of 313 amino acids. NCBI's taxonomy places the organism in Eukaryota, Metazoa, Arthropoda, Insecta, Coleoptera, Chrysomelidae. The transcript has 6 exons. The record is from RefSeq and is a predicted model, not a curated record.
GAGCGCGCGGACGCCAAAUUUAUAACCGCGCUUAAUAAAAAUGCCGAACUACUAUAAACUUAUUUAAAAAAAGUGCCUAUUUUAUAUGAGAAAAUAUUGUUUUUAAAAAUAGUUUUUACUCACAAAUUUUAUAUAUUUUUACUAUUAGUGGUUAACUGUUUUAAAGUCUAUUUUAAAUUACUGAAAACUACAAAACUUAGUGAUGUCAGAUGUCAAAUUAGCGCUGAUUUUUUAAUUGUUAUGUGAUUAGUUAAUGACAUAAGUUGAUGUGUGACUCAUUUUAUUGUGCCUUUAGAAUAAUCAAGAUAGAAUUUAUGAAUAUUAUCGAUUUAAAACACCGCUUUGAAAGAUUAUAUUUGUGCCUGAAGUUAACUUUCAACAUGAUCUCGGACAAGCUAUGUCUAUUACUACUAUCGCUGUGAUUUUUAAGUGACUUUGAGUGACACAACAUGGCUGCUCUACCUCCCCUUAGUUGCUCGCCGAGAGUAAAGGAAGAAAUCGUUUACCCAAUUACGUGCACAGUGGCCACAAAUCUUCUGGCUCCCGUCAAAACAGAACAACAAAUUUUAGAAAAUUCUAUGUUAGAAGAUGAUCCGAACGCCAAUUGUGCUGUUGCAGCCGUCCCUAAAGAAAAGUCUGGUCCCAGGUGGGGGCCUCAGCACAAAGGGGCACAGGAGUUGGCAAACCUCUACAGUAAAGGUAAAAGAACGCAAGAAGUCAUCUGCGUGGGAAUAUGUCUAACCCUGAUGGUUAUAAAUUUUGUAUUUAUCGUAUAUUAUAUUCACUUAGAAAAAUUAAGUACCAUUCUCGUUGCUGCUUUUUGUGGAAUCGUCACUGCUGAUUUUGGCUCCGGACUGGUACAUUGGGCUGCAGACACAUGGGGAUCUGUAGAACUACUAUAUAUAGGAAAAAAUUUUUUACGACCAUUCCGAGAACACCACAUCGAUCCAACGUCCAUUACCCGCCAUGAUUUCAUCGAGACCAACGGUGAUAAUUUCAUGGUAACAAUACCAUUCCUGGGUCGUAUGGUGUGGGAUUUUCUUACUCUCUCCAAAGAAGAUGUUCAAAUUAGGUUUACAUGGAACUGCUAUAUAUUUUUAUUGGCUAUAUUUGUAGCGAUGACUAAUCAGAUUCAUAAAUGGUCCCAUACAUACUUUGAUUUGCCGAGUUGGGUGAUUUUCCUGCAAGAAUACCGAAUCAUCCUUCCUCGUCGACAUCACCGUAUACACCAUGUAGCACCUCACGAAACAUACUUUUGCAUUACAACCGGUUGGUUAAAUUGGCCACUGGAAAAACUUCGGUUUUGGAGUACACUUGAAAUAAUAAUUGAAAUGUGCACGGGUUGCAAACCACGAGCUGAUGAUUUUAAAUGGGCACAGAAGAGGACGUGAUAUAUUUAUAUUAUUUUUAUUUUUAUGCAGUUUAAUGGAUGAAAAUAUUAUGUCAAAUUCCAUUUUAAUGUUGCCAUAUAAAAGAGUUGACAAAGAGAAAAAUAUCGAUUAUCAUAACUAUUAUGCAAAUAAAACAUAAUUACCAACUUUCAA